This is a messenger RNA of Cyanidioschyzon merolae strain 10D, 471 nucleotides long. RefSeq lists its product as hypothetical. Bases 1 to 471 code for a protein of 156 amino acids. The record is from RefSeq and is a predicted model, not a curated record. NCBI's taxonomy places the organism in Eukaryota, Rhodophyta, Bangiophyceae, Cyanidiales, Cyanidiaceae. The transcript has a single exon.
AUGGAGAGUUUGCAUGUUCGUGAUGUGCAUCGCUUCGGAUCGGUCAUGAACUGUGGAAGAGUUAUGAAUUGGUUCAGCGGAAUAGAUUACCAUUUGGAUUUGAUUAAAAAAAGCGGUGAAACCUGCGCACGCUUCACGGAUUGGAACGGGGAAACGAGCGAGAAAUACGUGCUGCAGCGGGAGCGCGCUCUCCGCGACAGCCUCUGCUGGACGACGUCGAUGGUUGCUUCAGAGCUUGCUGCGAACAGCUGGGAGUACUUUCAAUCAUUGUCUGGUGAUUUUGGUUCGUCAUUCACGGUAGGGUCUUGUUGGACGGCGCAAACUUGGACCCGCAAUGCCACGGAUGAGCCGCGGGAGUGUCGACCGCGUAUCCAGGUGCCGGUGAGGGUAUACCCAAUGGAAUGCUGCAGCUCGAGCUGUCAUGAUUGCCCCGCAUACACUAUCAAGAUAAGAUCCGCCUCAGCGCGGUGA